This is a messenger RNA of Gigantopelta aegis, 2865 nucleotides long. RefSeq names its product sec1 family domain-containing protein 2-like. Lineage: Eukaryota; Metazoa; Mollusca; Gastropoda; Neomphalida; Peltospiridae. The transcript is spliced from 16 exons. The coding region runs from base 167 to 2203 and encodes 678 amino acids. Gene Ontology annotation, biological process: vesicle-mediated transport; intracellular protein transport. The record is from RefSeq and is a predicted model, not a curated record.
AUCUCGCGUUAUCUGUCAUGGCCGCUGCUAAAAUCUUUUCGUGUUGAUAUUUCGCUAUUUUCAUUUGUGUUCAUUACAUAACCAUUAACAUCUCACUUACUAUGAGUUAAACAAGCCAGAGUAUUUAUAAAACCAUGUACAUGAGGUAGUGAGGUUAACCUUGACGAUGAAAACUUUUGAACAGUGCAGUGACUCCCUCUGGAAAGGGGUGGCACAGUACGUCAACCAUGGUGUUGUAUUUUCCGACGACCAUUGUGCUGAGGUCUUGCACUGGCAUGGUGGCCUUACACAGUUGUUGCAGGCUGGUGCUGAUGAUGUGAGAGAGUUUUCUUCAUUUGAGUGUGGUAAAAAUGACCAGAAGAAGGGAGUGUUCUUGGUUAGUUCGUUGUUGUGUGACGUGACGGCUCAGGUGAUAAAGGAUAUCGUACAACAGAGCAGCUUCCAGUAUGUCGUGGUGUUGACGUCCGUGAAUCAGGCCGUGCAUCUGUUUGAGAAGACGGGCAGUGCAGAAGGAGAGGACAAGUCUUUGUUUGAGAAAUUCGAGGACAGGCUUCUGGAAUGGAUGGGAAACAUGAACUAUACUGCAGAAGUGUUUUAUAUUCCUUUCUUCACAGUUAAUGUCUGUCCCCAAUUCUUUCUGACACCACCUUACUCGGAGUUAUUCCCCUUGUUGAAGACUGAUGUGAAAAGAGUUGAGUUGCAGUAUAAUUCCAUGCGACAUGGAAAGACAGAAAGGAAAACAUUUGAAGAUAUUUCAGAAAUAGAAUGUGCUCAUUUACCCAAACCACUGCAGCUGUCUUUCAAGAUGUUUGCAUCCAGUAUGGAUGGCCUGAUGACCGAGUUGGAUGUUAGGGAGGAUGUGUACUGCGUGGGACCCACUAGUCGCCUGCUGGCCAUGGAGAUAGAAAACUUCCCUCCAGCCAAAACAAGGAGAAAGAAUGCUCCUAACAGGGCAUCACUGGUGUUGAUAGAUCGAACUCUGGAUCUUGUCGGCUGCACUAGCUACCAGUUUGAAACACUGCUGGACAAAAUCACCAGUGUUCUUCCCGUUCUGCCGGGUCAUCACAAUGAUGUCUUAGUCGACAUGACUCCCUUGUGUUCUGUUGACAGUAAUUCUAGUCCUGAUGUGAUUGUGCCUGGCAGUUUGUCUGGAAGUAUUUCUAAUGGUGAACUUCCAAAUCUCCAGUCCUUAGCAACUGCAAAACAGAAGGAAGCGCUAAUGGAUGUGAACCGACAUCUGGUGGAGGCUGCAUCGUUACAGAAACUCCCUCUCAAACUGACCGGCAGAGUGGGGAGGGUGACAGCCGACCAGCUAGAUAACACACUCGCGCUUUUCAAGGGAAACUACCAAGCAAUACAGGCCCACCUAGAUACGAUUCAGAUCGCCAAGGCAACCUCUCAGGCCCUGAAGCACCCCGAGUGUUUGCGGCAUGAAAACCUAGUGAGUGUUGAGAAGAACCUGGUGCAGGUUGUAGGAGAUGAGAGUGAUCCGAGAGCGGGUGGCUUGGCCUUUCUCCUCAAACUGAUGACAGCUGAGUUCAGCAAACCUCACCAGGACAGACUCUAUACAUUGGAUGACUUCCUCUGUCUGCUCACGUACUUGUAUUCCCUGUCAGGAGGAAGAGUCGCAGAUGGGGAUGAAGAGUUGCAGAUACAAAAAUUAUUAGUUGAUUUUAUUAUCAAGGACAAAGAAACACUUUCUCCUGUUAUCAAAUCUAUAGUUGGAGAGACUGUUUCUGAGGGUAUAGUGAUGACUCUAGUAGAAGAUAUGUGGUCCAAACUGGAAGCAGUUGGGUCUGCUCGGAACAAUCUCAAACAGUUCAGAGAAAUUGUUGACCCUGGUGGUGCUCUUAGUCCUCCCAGCAACAAACCAUUACUCAAACAAAUUGUGGAAGCCAUAUUGGAUCCAAGUAAACCAGAGCUGUCCGAUAUUGAGUACAAAUCCAGUGGCUUCAAAGACUUGCUCAAAUCUGGCUUUGGAUUGUUUAUGAGUGUCAGCAAGCCACGACCUAGCGACCAUCCACUGCUCAUUUUGUAUGUAGUUGGAGGAAUCACAUCCACAGAAGUCAAACAGAUCCGUGAUGUCAUCAAUAAAACGAAACCAUCUACUCAGGUUGUUAUUGGAAGCACCCGACUGCUCCGGCCUACCAAUGUGCUUCAAGGAGUGUUUUGUCAAGAUAAUAUAAAUCCAGUUGCUUAUUAGGCCACAGACCAUGUUUUUCAAUCUCUGCCAUUCACGGAUAUGACAGCAGCAUCUCAUGAAGUCUUUCUCUUACUGUGCGAUUUGUACAAACAUUUGCUCCUUGCAAUAAUUGGUGUUCUGGCACUACAUAUAUUACUCACAGUCAGUAUAUUGUUUACCUCAUACACUAAAUGUAAUGAUUACGGUAAUAAAGAGAUCUAAAAUAUUUUCUUGUUUAGCAGACCAACCUCAUGCAAAGUAGCUUUACAACUAUGUGUUAUAUCUUGCCCUAAUGAGAGAGAGAGAGAGAGAGAGAGAGAGAGAGAGAGAGAGAGAGAGAGAGAGAGAGAGAGAGAGAGAGAGAGAGAGAGAGAGAGAGAGAGACACACACACACACACACACACACACACAGAGACGGACAGACAGACAGACAGAGACACAGACAGAAAGGAGAGACAGAGAGAGAGAGAGAGAGGAAAAGAGAGAGAUGUUUUAGACUUAUAUCCGCUGCUAGGUGUCCAUCAAUAGUGGAAGACGCACGCACGCACACACACACACACACAACUUUUAUGUAUAUAGAGGUUAAAUUGAAAUGAUUGAACAUUUAAUUAUAAAUUUAAUAUGUACCCAAACCACCCAGUUGAAAAUAUUUUUUAAAUAUUAAAACACAUUUGCAAUCCCA